Molecule: messenger RNA, 1332 nt
Organism: Gongylonema pulchrum
Lineage: Eukaryota; Metazoa; Nematoda; Chromadorea; Rhabditida; Gongylonematidae
Source: the annotation of a GenBank genome assembly
AUGAGUGCGCAUCAGAUUCUCACCGGGGCCCUCAAUCGAGGUGAUCAGGUGUUCAGUGUUGGUACUGUUGAUGGCGUCAAUUUUACAGCCUGCGCAGUGGGCACGAACAUUGUGGUAUUAUCGCCUUCGUUUGAGCGCAUACAGGUGAUAACGCCGAACAGUGAAGUCAAGGGAUUGCUGGUGAAUUGUGUAGAUGCUUGUCGUGAAACUGGAAAGGUCUCCUUAGGUGCAGUCGUUUUACAGAUUGUUGCAACGUAUGGCAAUGUUAUACGUAUCUAUGAGCCGACCACACGCACCGACGACGUGAGCAGCGGUUUCCAGUACUGCUGGAUUGAGACGCACUCUCUUACCUUCAAAAGCACGGUGGAUAAAGUGCUGUGGAAUUUGCAAGGUCUAAGACUACUGAUUUGUUCCGGGGAUGUGCUUCAUCUUUAUCAGCACUCGCUUCUUUCUGCAGCAUUAACCACCAAACUGGAUGCGCCCGUGACAUUUGAAAUAAUUGAUGAGGAGAAUGAUGAAGAGGCGGAAAGUGGCUCAUCCUGGGAUUGUAUUUGGUCGCAGAAGCUAGCCGCAAGACUUAAAUUUAUGUCGUGCUCACCCGAUGGCGCAUUUUUUGCCACUUGUGGUGCUUCAGAUUGUUUGGUGAAGAUUUGGUUUCAGCGAGAAAAGGGCGAUGCUGCAUGUAAUGGUGUUUCAUUCGGCUUCAGCUACGUGCAGCACCCAUCGUCCGUGAUCGGCUUCGAAUGGCGAAAAGUGCCACGGUGUAUGUCACGGCAGUGUGUCCAGAAUGCGCUGCUGACGUGGUGUGAGGAUAAUACGGUCCGAAUCUGGAAGGAAGCAACGAACAUCGCCGGUGAUUUCCAGAUUGUGAGUAGUACAACAGAGGUUUUCAGCUUUUGUUUGACACAAUCAGAUUGUCUUCUUGUUCCAUCUCUGGGGAGUGAGGCGUCGUUUGUGGUCCACUGGCUGAACAAUAAAGAGGUUGUAUAUGAUAUUGGCGUGGAACGACUGAUGUUUGAGGCACUGAGCACUGAUCGCGGCGUCAGCAUCGAACCUUCAGACGAAACAGAGUCUCUUGGCACCUCAGAGAGUAGGAAUUUCGUUGAACCGCUGCUGCAAGCGCAAAAUUCGUUAACAGAAUCUCUGUACAGAAAAAAAGAAUCAAAUGCUACCGCUGCUGAAGGAGGAGGAAGUGGUGGGAAUGGUGAGACUGAUGGUGGAGCUGUAGCGGACAUCCUCGAUGAACUGUUGGCCAGUAAUCUAAAGGAUGUUUCCAGGGUUGUUUCUACAAGUAGUACAACAGUAAGUCCUUUAUUACAAAAGGAAUACUAA